AUGCAUCAACCAGCCCUGGUCACGGUUGCUGUUCUGCUCUUCUCUCUUACCACUGUCUAUGGGGGGAACGUGCUGGUCUUCCCAUUGGAUGGAAGCCACUGGGUGAAUAUGAAAGUCCUCAUCGAAGAGCUGCACUCCAGAGGCCAUAGCAUCACAGUGAUUCGUCCAACCACCAACUGGUACAUCAAUGAGAAAUCCCCUCACUACUCGUGCAUUACCAUCCCAGUAUCUGGUGGUGGAUUUGUUGAGGAGGUCUUUAGUUUGUUUGUGACCAGACAAUUGCAGAUCCAAAGGGAGGGCGGAGGUUUCUGGUCUCGUAUGAGUCUGGAGCUUGAGGUGGUGAAGCAGUUCUAUGAGUUACACAAGGAAUUGGUUGUAAUGAUGACUAUGAUAUUCGAAGAUGCCGAACUAAUGCAUUCACUUCGCGAUGCAAAAUUUGACCUGGUUUUGACGGAUCCUGCCAUUGGUGGGGGCGUGUUUCUGGCUCAUCGCAUUGGUCUUCCUCUCGUCUUCAAUGUCCGAUGGACAGUUCAGGGCGAGGGUCACUUUGCCAUAGCCCCCUCGCCUCUCUCAUAUGUCCCAUUGCCAGGAGCACUGUUGACAGACAAAAUGACUUUUCAAGAGAGAGUCAUAAAUGUUCUGUUUUAUCUUUUUACAAGGUUUCAAAUUGCAUACGUCAUAGACCCUAACUACAUUCCGUUCGUCCAUCGUUACUUCGGCCCUGACGUUCACUACAUGUCAUUGUUCCAGGCAGCAGACAUAUGGCUCAUGAGGAAUGACUUUACCUUUGAGUUUCCACGGCCCACCAUGCCAAACGUGGUCUACAUGGGCGGUUUCCAGUGCAAGCCCUCGAAGCCGCUUCCUCAGGACAUGGAGGACUUUGUCCAGAAGUCUGGGGACCAUGGGGUCAUCAUGAUGUCCCUGGGGACCUUGGUGGGACAACUUCCUGAGGACAUCGCUGAGGACAUCGCAGCAGCUUUCGCCAAACUGCCUCAGAGGAUCGUCUGGAGGCACACUGGGAAGAGGCCCACCUCUGUGGGCAACAACACCUUACUAGUGGAUUGGCUCCCCCAGAACGACCUCCUUGGACACCCCAAGACCCGAGCCUUUGUUGCCCACGGUGGAACCAAUGGAGUCCAGGAGGCCAUCUACCAUGGUGUCCCUAUUGUCGGCCUCCCAUUGGUCUUCGACCAGCAAGACAACCUCAAUAGGAUGAGGGCUAAGGGAGUGGCUAAAAUAGUGGACAUCGCCACCGUAGACAGAGACAUCUUCCUGGAGGCAGUGAAGGCUGUUCUCUAUGAGCCGACCUACAGGGAGAACAUGCAGAGGCUAUCCAGGCUGCACAGGGACCAGCCCAUGAAACCACUGGACCGCGCCAUGUUCUGGAUUGAGUUUGUCAUGAGGAACAAAGGAGCGGCACAUCUGAGGACAGAGUCUUAUAAGAUGUCCUGGUUCACCUACCACUCUGUUGACGUCGUAGCAACGCUACUGGCCAUUGUGUUGCUCAUAAUGCUGGUUAGCACUUUAGCUGUAAGGUUUUUGUGGCAUAAGGUGUCUUGUAGGAGGAAAGUGAAACAUGAAUGAUAUGUAUUAAUGAAUAUUAAUAUGUUAUCAAAUCAUCAUUGAUAAAAUAUUCUAAAUAUGUUUUGAUGGUAUUCUUCCUACCAUCAAUAAGAUGGUCACACUCCUUAAUGUGGGUAUUUGAAACAAUACAGUUGGUUACUUUUGGCAAUA
Oncorhynchus nerka (sockeye salmon) is the source of this 1734-nucleotide messenger RNA. Its product is annotated as UDP-glucuronosyltransferase 2A2-like. Gene Ontology annotation, molecular function: UDP-glycosyltransferase activity. The transcript has a single exon. The coding region runs from base 1 to 1584 and encodes 527 amino acids. The record is from RefSeq and is a predicted model, not a curated record. NCBI's taxonomy places the organism in Eukaryota, Metazoa, Chordata, Actinopteri, Salmoniformes, Salmonidae.